AGAUAAUAUCUACUUCUUUUGGCUUUUUUCAACAUCUGAAUCUGGCGAUUUCAUGAUUUAAAAUCUUCAACUAGGCUGCUUAUCGAAAUAGCUAUAAAGCUACCUUAACGGUCCUGUCAUUGAAAAAACGCCAAAAAACGGGCCGGUUUGUUAAUGUUUAUCAACGUUCUAUGCGCAGAAUAGCUUUCUUGUCUGGCAUUUCUUUGCUAAUUUUAUUUACUUUUUACAUUUGCCUCGCAUGUUCAAGGGAAUUAGGUAUAUUAUGAUAUUUUGAAUUCAUGUCGUCCUCGUCAUCAGCCUCUCCUUGGAUACGCGAAGUUCUUGAAUGCUGGUAUUCUGGCAAAAUUAAAAAGUGUUGUAAAAUCCUCUCUAAAAAAUCAAGUCUUCAAUUUUGCCUCUCGUCAGAGGCAGCUGAACCAGGUGAUGAGAUUCCUUUCCACGCUGGUCCUUCGGAGCCAGACAGACGAUCGAAAUUCAAAUACCACUUUGCGUUUCCGUCUUCUGAUAAUAACGCAGUCAAUGCAUGCAAUACUCAUAAUUCUGGAUGCUGUCUGCUUACGGAGUUGAUUCGCGUCAAUGACUAUGCCACCCUGCACAACCUCUUGAUCAUUUUUAACGUGCUUUUUGGUAUUGUGUUGGACAUCGAAUCUUUGCAAAAAACUGUCGAAUGUGAUUUCGUCAAAAAGAAUUCGGGCCAGCCAGGCAACGACUUCACCGAGUUCGAACCGAAUGCCUCCAAACGUUCAUUGCUGGCACCUUCAGCCUAUCCAAUUUGGUCAGUAGAGCGUCAACUAGCAAAUUUGGGCAGGUAUCUGCCUAUUGCUUGGUACAACCUUGUCCUGUACCAUUUUCUUAGCGGCUCCUAUCGCCUCUCUCUGCAGAUAUCUGAAGAACUCAUUGACUACAUCUUGUCCAACUCAGAUAGGUUUUCCUCAACUGGCUUGACCAUAGCAUUUUUAUACAUUACACUUGUGAUUAAACUCAACACUUAUAGCCCGAAACUCGAGCUGGUCGUUUCUGAAAUAGAAGCGCAGCUACCCAAGCAAGUCAAUUCUCAAGCGUAUGUAAGGUGGCUCCGGUUGAUCAAGGCGCAUAUUUUCUCGGUACAAAAUCGUUUACAGGCUAGUCGAAAUGAGCUAGAGGCUGUUGCUCAACCUCUCACAUUCUGCAACGACCAGUUUGAAGGGGAGUUACAUCCGACCGAAUCCCCAUUGAUUACAGGAAAGUGCUUUCUCGAUGCAGAGGCUUCGGGCAUUGCGUCGUUCAAUGACUGCUUGACAUUAUUUUUAAAAUCAAGGCUUUUUGAUCUUGAGCAAAAUUUUUCACGAGCCGAGUCAGAACUUUCCAAAGUUGUUCUUAACUCUUCAAAUGCAGUUCCCUAUUACAAUAAUUUAGGUGUGAUCGCGUGUCACCAGAAGCGAUAUGCGGCGGCAUCGAUCUACUUUCAUAAGGCAUUUCAAGAAACUCAAAAAGUGAGCGCUCAAACCCCCUCUAAGUCUCAUACUAAACCUUUCAUCAACCAACACCUCAUCGGAAUCGUCAUCUAUAACUUGGGCCUGCAGAUGCAUAUGCUUUGCAAGUAUGAAGAAGCCUUCGAGCUCUUCAAACAAUCGCUAAAGUUUGAUUCUCUCUCCUCCUAUCUGCGUGGAAUGACGUUUUUGAGACUUUCAGAAGCCACUAUUCAGAUCUAUCUGGCCGAAAAAUGCCCAGCCGCUCAGGCUUAUACUAUCCCAGAAAUAUGUAGAACAGGUGGACGUACUCGUGUGUUCAAUUCUAUUCCGCGUUCGAGCAAGACCGAUAAGCUUCUACGUUCGUCUACUUAUUACCUGAAUACCGCUUUUAUACUACUCCAAAGUCUAUGUCUUCUGAGAGAUAAAAAGACGACCGUGCAACCAGAUCGUCUGCCCAAUGUCGGCCUUUUAAACAGUCCAUCAGACGAUUUUACACCUUCUAUCGAGCGCCUUCGAUUUGUUUGUAUAUACUGCCAGGCACUCCUCUCCUGGAUUUUUUUAGAAGCCGAAUCGUUUGAAAAGGCAAGGCAAUGUGCUCUCCAAGCACUCAAACUGAAAGAGCUGUAUUUUCUAGCACAGAAAUCAGAACCUCAAAAAAAUCAAACAACCACCUCUGAAAAAAUUGUAGCUCAGCCGACGACUAGUACUUCGAGCGAUGAGCGUCUCACGUCUCAGCUGUCUCCUAAUCACCUCUGCGAUUCGCCUCAGAUCGACUGUCUCUCAUUUUCAAUUUAUGUGUACCUGGCAGAAUCUGAACUUCGACUCGGUAACCUGAAUUCUGCACUGGAUAUACUUCAAAGUAUACCUAAAAGAACCGACGUGCACAUCUCUAUCGGAUUCGAUGUUCAACGUAUUUCUUGCUCUCAAAAGGUCUCACUUUAUUGUAGCCUCGCGUGCAUCUACAUAGUAAAGGGUGACGAAGCCCAAGCUCUACGACUUAUUGACAAAUCGAUCUCUCUAGCCCCGGGCUUUCCUGCUGCCAUCGCUUUGAAAGUCUAUUUAGACAUCAAAAAUGGACAAAUAGACUCCGCGAUACAGCUUCUUUGUAAUUAUCGUGUUCGUCAAUUGAUUCAUGUCCAUACAGAUAAAUGAAGUAACAUUCGCCUUUUUCCUCAUAUAGAUCGGAUGAGAGCCUAUGUGUUAUCUUCAAUUGUGGUA
This is a messenger RNA of Schistocerca gregaria, 2669 nucleotides long. RefSeq lists its product as uncharacterized. Bases 279 to 2603 code for a protein of 774 amino acids. The record is from RefSeq and is a predicted model, not a curated record. Gene Ontology annotation, cellular component: CCR4-NOT complex. The transcript is spliced from 3 exons. Gene Ontology annotation, biological process: mRNA catabolic process; negative regulation of translation. Lineage: Eukaryota; Metazoa; Arthropoda; Insecta; Orthoptera; Acrididae. Gene Ontology annotation, molecular function: protein binding.